Messenger RNA from Camellia sinensis, 1089 nucleotides. Its product is annotated as glutathione S-transferase T1. The record is from RefSeq and is a predicted model, not a curated record. NCBI's taxonomy places the organism in Eukaryota, Viridiplantae, Streptophyta, Magnoliopsida, Ericales, Theaceae.
CAAAAUCACUUGCCAAACACCACCCUCACAUUUGCUUUACUUUAAGAUGUGAUUCUUGAAAUCAUAUUUGGCAAUUGAGAGAGAGAGAGAGAGAGAGAAGAUGAAGCUAAAAAUCUACGCCGAUCGAUUGUCGCAGCCAUCUCGUGCAGUUCUCAUCUUCUGCAAGUUGAAUGGAAUUGACUUUGAGGAGAUCACAGUAGAUUUUGUUAAACGUCAAACCCAAUCUCCUGAAUUUAAAGAAAUAAACCCUAUGGCAGAAGUGCCGGCAAUAAUGCAUGGAGAUUUUAAGCUGUUCGAGAGUCAUGCAAUUCUCAGAUAUCUUGCUUGUGCAUUUCCUGGAGUUGCAGAUCAUUGGUAUCCAACUGAUCUCAUCAAAAGAGCUAAGAUUGACUCAGUGCUGGAUUGGCAUCACUCCAAUCUACGCCGUGGUGAAGUUACACUGGUUCAAAAUACUGCACUUGCGACUAUACUUGGCCGUCAACCAGGUCCACAUGUAGUUCCCGAAGCUGAGAAGCUUUUGUCUGCAUCUCUCGAAAAGAUUGAGACAUUUUGGCUUAAGGAAAAUGGGCAGUUUUUGCUGGGAAACUCCCAACCAUCUAUAGCAGAUCUCAGCUUGGUCUGUGAAAUUAUGCAACUAGAGGUUAUGGAAGAGGAGGAUCGCAAUCGAAUAUUAGGCCCACACAAGAAAGUUCAGCAGUGGAUCGAAGAUACAAAGCUUGCAACAAGACCUCAUUUUGAGGAAAUUCAUGGAGUCCUCUAUCAAGUCAAAGCAAAGCUACAAAAGCAGCGGUUGUUGGGAGCAAAUACUGAGACCUAGUCUGGCUUAUAAAAUGCAUUGCAGUCCAAGGGGUGAAAACACUCUUACUAAUAUAUGUUAUAAAUCUGUAAUAUUCCCUUUGAGUGCCCUUGUCGCAUUGUGAUAUCUAAAUAAGGGCAGGCACAAACAUAAACACUGAUGUGCUUAGAACUUAUACUCUGUUGUGAGAUUUGUAAUAGUACCUCUCAGGGUUGAAUCAACAUGCUAUCAAUAAUGUGAUUUGUGGAAAAUUUGUGUAUCUCUAUGAAAGUCCCCCAACCCCAAGUACAGGA